Messenger RNA from Mesoplodon densirostris (Blainville's beaked whale), 859 nucleotides. RefSeq names its product adenylate kinase 6 (gene AK6). The coding region runs from base 76 to 591 and encodes 171 amino acids. Gene Ontology annotation, molecular function: ATP binding; AMP kinase activity; ATP hydrolysis activity. Gene Ontology annotation, cellular component: cytoplasm; nucleus. The record is from RefSeq and is a predicted model, not a curated record. The transcript has 5 exons. NCBI's taxonomy places the organism in Eukaryota, Metazoa, Chordata, Mammalia, Artiodactyla, Ziphiidae.
AGCUGUCUUAGGCAUCCAGCGCAUUGCCUGACCCGAAGCGCCGACCCGACCUGUGCUCAUACUUCGGACCCUGCGAUGGAAGCGUGUCAUAGAAAGCCAGGUACACCAGGGGUUGGAAAAACCACGCUAGGCAAAGAACUUGCAUCAAGAUCAGGACUGAAAUACGUUAAUGUGGGUGAUUUAGCUCGAGAAGGGCAGUUAUAUGAUGGCUAUGAUGAAGAGUAUGAUUGUCCCAUUUUAGAUGAAGACAGAGUAAUUGAUGAGUUAGAAAACCAAAUGAGUGAAGGUGGAGUUAUUGUUGAUUACCAUGGUUGUGAUUUCUUCCCUGAACGCUGGUUUCAUAUAGUAUUUGUGCUGAAAACAGAUAACAGUGUUUUGUACAAAAGACUUGAAACUAGGGGUUAUAAUCAGAAGAAACUAAAAGACAAUAUUCAGUGUGAAAUUUUUCAAGUACUUUAUGAAGAAGCUUUGGGAUCCUACAAGGAAGAAAUAGUGCAUCAGCUGCCGAGCAAUAAACCAGAAGAUCUAGAGGAUAAUAUCAAUCAGAUAUUGAAAUGGAUAGAGCAGUGGGUUAAAGAUCAUAGCUCUUGACUUAACAAGAAUGCCACUUUACAAUCACUCGAUACCUCUCUGCUGACAUCAUAUAAAUUGUUCAGUUAUCAGUAUCAGUACAACUUUCUUAUUGAAAUUGUGCUGUUGGACUCAUAGAUGGAUAGUAUAAAGGUUUAUGUUUAGUUUUUUUUCUCCAUGAGAAAACUAAACAAUCUCAAAUAUAAUGAAUAGUAUUAUUGAGGAUUGAGAGUUAAAACUAUAAUUGUUUAAUGCUUCAGUUGCUAAAGAAUAAAUCUGAUCAAAUGGU